Molecule: messenger RNA, 397 nt
Organism: Eriocheir sinensis (Chinese mitten crab)
Lineage: Eukaryota; Metazoa; Arthropoda; Malacostraca; Decapoda; Varunidae
Exons: 2
Source: RefSeq, a predicted model, not a curated record
CUUUCUGUGUAUAUGACAUCGAAUAGCACUGACAGUAAAGUCAUCAAUUAUGUUUUUUUGUAUAGAUGGCACAGUCUCUGGUGGCUGUGUGGUACAUGUCUGUACAGGAUAUGAUGGAGGGGCUGGUGACGGCGAUAUUGUUGGUGAUGGUGACGGGGUCGGCGAGGGCGGUGGAGGUGGUGUUCUUGACAGGGUCGGAGAGGGCGGUGGAGGUGGUGAUGGUGACGGGGUCGGCGAGGGCGGUGGAGGUGGUGUUCUUGACAGGGUCGGAGAGGGCGGUGGAGGUGGUGAUGGUGACGGGAUCGGCGAGGGCGGUGGAGGUGGUGUUCUUGACAGGGUCGGAGAGGGCGGUGGAGGUGGUGAUGGUGACAGGGUCGGCGAGGGCGGUGGAGGUGGU